AUGUCGGUGAACGCUCGCCUUGAAAAUCCCGCCCCCCUAGGAUACCAAACACCCGCUUUCCCUUCCUUAUACUGGCCCUACAACGCUCGACCCGGAGAAGCCAACUACCUAUACUUUACCUUUGAUAUCUGGCGACAUACUUUGCUAUGGACACUUAUCACUUUCGCCGUAUUCCACCUGACGGUAGCAGCAUGGGCGGUAGCAAUGCAACUUAGCAAGAACAAGAAGGCGUGGAAAUAUGUAUGGAUCAUCCCAUUGGUCUAUAUUUUGAUCGCUGGUAUUGAAGCUUUGAUGGCUGGCACUAUUACUGGACUCAUUCUAGGAGCUGUUUACAAUGCAGGCUACUUCCGCAUGUCAACGUGGAUACCAUUUGUUUGGUCCAUAGUCAAUGUCCUGGUUUUGAUCCUGUCGUCCUUCUCUAUCCAAGGAGGACUUUGA
This is a messenger RNA of Glarea lozoyensis ATCC 20868, 438 nucleotides long. RefSeq lists its product as uncharacterized. Lineage: Eukaryota; Fungi; Ascomycota; Leotiomycetes; Helotiales; Helotiaceae. Bases 1 to 438 code for a protein of 145 amino acids. The transcript is spliced from 3 exons. The record is from RefSeq and is a predicted model, not a curated record.